CUACUUUGGUCGCCUAGGGACGCCUCGGCGAUGGUUCCACCAGGUCUCGCGGAUGAUCUACUCGACCAUUGUAGUAUACUUGCUUCUUUUCUUUCCCCCCUCCGCCCGCCCUUCAAGAGCGCGGGUUUCGCUACUUCGUCUAAGAGGCGCUCUGCUUUGGUCGCCUUGGGACGCCCUGGGUUUGGUCCCGCAUGCCCCCGCGGAGGAUCAACUCGGCCAUUGCGGUUUGCUUCGAGGACGUAAGUACGCUCGAGUGAUCCAACUCACUCACUCUGUUCUUCAACAGUUCAGGUAUGUCUCCCUCCGAGUUGCUUCUGCUUUGGCUGCCUAGGGACGCCCCGGCGAUGGUUCAACCAGGUCUCGCGAUAUGAUCUACUCAGUC
Molecule: messenger RNA, 382 nt
Organism: Trematosphaeria pertusa
Lineage: Eukaryota; Fungi; Ascomycota; Dothideomycetes; Pleosporales; Trematosphaeriaceae
Exons: 1
Coding region: 53-331 (92 amino acids)
Source: RefSeq, a predicted model, not a curated record